This is a messenger RNA of Mus caroli (Ryukyu mouse), 3408 nucleotides long. The record is from RefSeq and is a predicted model, not a curated record. NCBI's taxonomy places the organism in Eukaryota, Metazoa, Chordata, Mammalia, Rodentia, Muridae.
AUGGCCAUCUCCAGAGGGCCAUGCUGCAAGGAGGAAGUGUUACUGUGCCGUGCCCAGGAUCCGAGGCCACCCUUCACGGCGAGCCUCGUGCUGGGCUCUCACCUGUGCUUUCUUGCUCUGGACUGCGAGUGCACCCAGGGUUCUUCCAUCCCGACACAGCUCUGUGCCUUCAGCCCCGGGUCCACAGCGGGGACACUCGAGCCUCUGCUCUCAUCUUGCCCUGUUUGGGUUUUUAUCAGCCGUGUCUGCAUUGGAGCCUCACUGCAGUGUUCCUGGUGGCUCCUCUUAACUCCUGCUGCUGUCCAUGGAGUUUCCAGAGCCUUCACCUGCAGCUCAGUGGGGUUUCCAUUCACGGACUUGCUGUUCCUGUCGGCCAGUGUCAUGUGGCCUGGAGACCAUCAGGGAGUCUGCACACCCACCACUUACUUGUGCCAGAAACUCUGGAGGCACCCGCCCCUCCCACCUGUUGAGGUUGUGGCAGCCUCUGUGCAGACCACAGACCCCUCUCCCGCCCGGGGCAGCCCAACCCUGAGGGAGAUGGAACCCAAGGACCAGCAGCUCAUGGUGGCGCUUCGGAUCCGUCCACUCAACAGUACAGAACUGGAGGAAGGAGCCACUGUCAUCGCCCACAAAGUGGGGGACCAGGUGGUUGUGCUCAUGGACCCAGGCGAAGACCCGGAGGACACUCUGCGAGCACAUCGGUCUCGGGAGCGGACCUUUAUAUUUGACACCGUGUUUGACCAGCAUGCAUCUCAGGAAACUGUAUACUGUGCCACCAUCCAGCAUUUAGUGGAAGGCGUCAUCUCUGGAUACAACACGACCAUUUUUGCCUAUGGACCCUCAGGUGCUGGGAAGACUCACACCAUGCUGGGCGUGGAUGCGGAGCCUGGCAUCUACCUGCAGACCCUCACCGACCUCUUCCAGGCCAUCGAGGAGACCCAGGACAACAUGGAGUAUAGUGUGUCUAUGUCUUACCUGGAGAUCUAUAACGAAGUGAUCCGUGACCUCCUAAAUCCAUCCUCUGGGUUUCUGGAGCUGAGAGAAGAUUCUAGAGGCAGCAUCCAGAUCGCAGGCAUCACGGAAGUAUCCACUUCAAAUGCUCAAGAGAUCAUGCAGCUGCUCACCAAAGGCAACCGGCAGCGCACGCAGGAGCCCACAGCUACCAACAAGACCUCAUCCCGCUCCCACGCAGUGCUGCAGGUCACUGUGCACCAGAGAAGCCGAGGAGGAGACCUGGCAGAGGAGGUGCGCCUCGGAAGGCUCUUCAUGGUGGACCUGGCAGGCUCGGAGCGCGCAGCCCAGACCCAGAACCGGGGCAAGAGGAUGAAGGAGGGUGCACACAUCAACCGCUCACUGCUGGCCCUGGGCAACUGCAUCAAUGCACUCAGCGAGAAGGGUGGAAGCCGCGCUCAAUAUGUGAACUUCCGGGACAGCAAGCUCACGCGCCUGCUGAAGGAUGCCCUGGGAGGUAACAGCCGCACAGUGAUGAUCGCCCACAUCAGCCCGGCCAGCACCAGCUUUGAGGAGUCUAGAACCACACUGCUGUACGCCUACAGGGCAAAGAACAUCAAGACAAGAGUCAAGCGCAACUUGCUGAACGUCUCCUACCGCAUCGCGCAGUACACUGAUGUCAUUUCUGACCUGCGCAGGGAAAUUGGGCACCUCAAGUCAAAGAUUGAGAAGCAGGAUAAGGAGAAGAAAAGUGACCCCGGUGUCCUGGAUAUCCAAGGUAGCUAAGUGCAGGCCCAGGCCUGUAACUCGAGCAAUGAGGACAGUCGCCUACAGAUGAACAGGAUCCGGGCACAGCUUAUCGGGGCUUUCAAGGAGCAGAUGGAGAUGCGGCGCAGCCUGGUGGAGCUGGAGAAUACCAACAUUGAGCUGCACAUAGACAUGUCUCGCCACCUACUGACCAUUGCAGACUGGGAGCGGGGGAAGACCCACCAGCGUGUGGACGUGGACAGCGGUGAGAGGGACAAGGAGCCAGUGGAUGCUGAUGGAGAGGAAGUCGGGGCUUCCGAGCCCCCGGAGGUGGCUCUGGCCAGAGAGGAGGUGAACUUGCUCUUGGCUGAACAGCAGAAAACAGCAGCCCUCAAGGCUGGGCUAGAGCAGCGCCUGGCCCAUGCUAAGCAGAAGGCCUCACAGAUGGAAAAGCUGCUACCCAGACAGGUGACCAGUGAGGAGCAGCGGGAGGUCCUGCAGCUGCUGUGCAGGGCUCACGAGCUGGAAGUGGAGAACACGGAGCUUCAGGCUGACAACCUAUGCCGCAAGAACUUGCUGUGCCAGAAGGACUUCGUGAUCCAGCGCUAUCACCAGCACCGGCUGCUGUGUGAACAGGUCAUCCAGGGGCAGCGGCAGCUGAUGCAGGACAAUGGCAUCUCAGCCCCGGAGCCUCUGGAACAGCAGUACCGACUCUACUCCCGGGAGCUGGGCGAGGGCACGUUGGACCGACUGCUGCUGCAGCUCUCAGUGAUGUCCAGCUCGCUCCAAGAUGGCCCCAUUAUGAACGUGUCACCCCCACCGACUGAGGAGAGCAGCGGAGAGCCUCUGGGUGACAGAAAAGAUCUCCCGUGGGGUGCCACGUUUGAGCUGCCUCAGAUGCUCCUAGAGAGAGACAGUGAUGGGAACAGGUCCUCAAAAAGCACUCCCUUGCGGAGGCUUGGAAAGCAAGACUCUCUUCUCCCUCCACCAGCCCUCCGCAUCUUGCUGACACCCCCUAUGCUUGAGAAGCCAAAUGCCCCAGGCACCAAGAGCCUGAUCUCUAGGCUGCAGCCCACGGCUGCCUUGGAGCUGAGGACCCAACAGCCACCAGGAGAGAUGAGCCCUCUGCUGAGUGCCCAGGCCCUCAAGGAGAUGGCCCUGGGUACCAAGAGCAUCGCUCUCAUAGCAGCCAGCCGGCGCUGCAAGGUGUACGACAGGGAGGGCGGCUGUCUGGACUCCAGGGACCCCAGCCCUGCAGACUGGAGGUGGCCCCAUGCCAGCCCCAGCAGGGACCGCUCUCUAGACAGGAAGGCAGGGAGGAAGCGAUCACCCUCGUUCACCUGGAGCCUGCAACAAACACUGGAGAAACAUCAGCCGUCUGUGGACCAUCCCUCCGAGAGCCAGCUGUCCCCGGCACUCCUCCAGCCACCGAAGCCGGCAGGGAAGGGCCUCUUCCCUGCUGUCUCUGUGGCCUCCAAGACGAAACCCAGCCUCAGUGCUCACACGGAUGAAAACAUCCUCCAAGUGCCAGAGGUCAGCUUCACCUUCCCCAGCGCCGUGUGGCAGAGCAAUGCAGCAGCCCCAAGCCGGCCUCCCCUCCUGCCCCGUGACAUCCGAGGACGAUCUUGUCACCUAAUGAACCACCUGACCACCAAGUCAUUGAAGUCAAGCAUCCCUGGGCUGUCCAACUAUCAGGAUUUUGAGGGGUAG